This is a messenger RNA of Trifolium pratense (red clover), 2480 nucleotides long. Its product is annotated as LEAF RUST 10 DISEASE-RESISTANCE LOCUS RECEPTOR-LIKE PROTEIN KINASE-like 2.4. The record is from RefSeq and is a predicted model, not a curated record. NCBI's taxonomy places the organism in Eukaryota, Viridiplantae, Streptophyta, Magnoliopsida, Fabales, Fabaceae. The coding region runs from base 214 to 2406 and encodes 730 amino acids. Gene Ontology annotation, molecular function: ATP binding; polysaccharide binding; protein kinase activity. Gene Ontology annotation, biological process: protein phosphorylation. The transcript is spliced from 6 exons.
CUGAUAACAAAAUCAGACAAAAAUCCUGAAUGUUUGACUUCAUGUCUUUUUGUUGAAUGUAGCUUAGACCUUAGCUAGACCAAUUAAUUCCUCGUUGAAGGUGUAUAGGAAAUAGCGGAGGAAAUUUACAUCACAAUUUAAGAACACAUAUUUCCAUGUAAGUUCCUUUAAUUUUCUUUAAAACUAUAUAGUCCAGCAUCAAAAUUAGGGACCAUGAGCGAUAAUAUGGAUUCAUUCUCUAUUUUUGGAGGAAGAGCUAGAUAUGUGAUGAUAAUGUUUCUUUUCUUUUUUCUACUUCCACACAAAACUUAUCCCAAAUCCCAGCCUUGUGUUUCUUCUUCCUGUGGGAAAAUUUCCAACAUAACCUAUCCAUUCCGACUAAAACACGACCCCGACCACUGUGGCAACCAUAAGUACGAGUUGGAUUGUGUGAACAACGUUACGGUAUUGAAGUUAUUUGAUGGUGAAUAUUUUGUAGAAUCAAUCAAUUACAACAAUUACACAAUCCGAAUUGUUGAUCAUAACAUUCAACCCAAAAAUUGCUCCCCUCUCCCCCGCUUCUUCUUAUACCGCCGCAAUUUCACUUAUUAUAAAACGUAUCCAUACACCGAGUACUUUGACUAUAAAAAUAAUUCAUACCAGUACACCUUAAAUGUAUCGGAUACCAUGCCUAGUUAUUAUAUAAUUGAUUUAUCUAUGCCUGUAAUAUACAUGAAGUGUACAAGUCCACCUAGUAAGGUUGUGGAUAGAUAUUAUGCGGAUACUGCUUCAUGCGUGGAUCAAUACACAUACGUUAUUGUUGGUGACCCACCAUUUGGAAUUUUGGAGCCUCAAUGCCGUGUCAAACUUGUUACUCUCACAUCCUUAUGGGGAGGUUCGAAUUCGAACCACUACUACCGCAACAAUAUUAUAGGUAAUCUUUCAUACAUUGAUAUUCACAAGGGGUUAAGCUAUGGAUUUGAAAUUUCAUGGAUGCAAGUCUCCUGUCAUUGUGAUGAAUGCUAUCUCAAUAAUACCAUCGGCGAGCUUCAGUGUGGCAUACCCUAUUGUCCUUUUGACUCUUGUGGAUAUUGGGCAACCAAGUUCCGCCUUCUGUAUGAUUAUGUUGGUGGAAUUUACGACGGACUUCGGGAGCUGACAGGCAUGGAUAAGGUAGGACUUCUGCAUCUGCUAGACGAUAGGACGGAGGGAGUAUAUAAGUCAAGUAUUGACAUAUACAAAGCAGGAAUAGUUACAGGAAGAUAUGUUUUGCCAUACCUUGCAGCUAAAGUUAUAUUGGGCAUCAUACUUUUCUCUGUGUUGUUGAUCUAUACAUACCGAAGAAGACAUGCAUCAAUAUAUGAAAACAUCGAAGAUUUUCUGCAAGGUAAUACUCUUAUGCCAAUAAGGUAUUCAUACAAAGAGAUAAAGCAGAUGACAAAAGGUUUCAAGGUAAAAUUGGGUGAAGGAGGUUAUGGAGAUGUGUAUAGAGGAAAUCUAAUAAGUGGACCAUUUGUAGCCAUAAAGAUGUUGAAGAUAAAAUCAAAUGCUACUGGGCAAGAAUUCAUAAGUGAAGUUGCAACCAUAGGAAGAAUAUACCAUUCAAAUGUCGUAAGACUUAUUGGGUUUUGUGUCGAAGGAUCAAAACGCGCUCUUGUCUAUGAGUACAUGCCCAAUGGCUCACUUGACAAAUAUAUUUUCAACAAAGAGGGAGCUAUAUCUUUAACUUACAACCAAAUAUACGAGAUAUCUCUUGGAGUAGCGCGUGGAAUUUCUUAUCUGCAUCAGGGCUGUGAUAUGCAAAUAUUACAUUUUGAUAUUAAGCCUCAUAAUAUCCUUCUUGAUGAAAAUUUCGUCCCUAAAGUUUCGGACUUUGGUCUUGCAAAGCUUUAUCCUAUUGACAAUAGCAUUGUCACUUUGACAGCAGCCAGAGGAACAAUUGGAUACAUGGCUCCUGAAUUGUUCUACUAUAAUAUCGGAGGGAUAUCAUAUAAGGCUGAUGUGUAUAGCUUUGGAAUGCUUUUGAUUGAAAUGGCAAGUAGGAGAAGAAAUUUGAAUCCACAAGCUGAACAUUCAAGUGAACUUUACUUUCCCUUUUGGAUUUAUGAUCAAUUGUAUAAAAAUAGAGAGAGGGAAAUGGAAGAUGUUAUCAUGGAAGAAAUUAAUGAUGUUUUGAAGAAAAUGUUCCUAGUUGCACUUUGGUGUAUACAGUUGAAACCCAUUGAUCGUCCUUCAAUGAACAAAGUAGUGGAGAUGCUUGAAGGAGAUAUCGGAAAUAUUGAAAUGCCUCCAAAGCCUUUACUAUAUCCACAUGAAACAAUUCAAGAGAAUUUUAAUAUCAACUCAGAUGAAACUGUAUCAGAUACUGGCUCUACCAGUUAUGUGGAGGAAAUUCCAACCAAUCCUUUAUUGAAGUAUUCAGCUUAAUAAUUGCAAGUAAAUUAUACCUUACAUUUCUAUUGUUACGUUGUCUUAUAACCUAAUAAUAUAAUUCAGUGUAA